AAGCAGCUCGCAGUUUGAGUUCUCAGCUUCGCGUUGACGGACGUUCGAGCACUCCACCCGCUGAAAGUUAAUAUCUUUAGUUUCCGAUUCCGUUGCGUGUUGACGCGUUGCAGAUUGAGAUUCAUAUUCCGGAUAUUGUUCUUGAGUGAAAUGAAUAAAGCGGUGUGCCUAGUACUUGUGAUCCAAGCGCUGAUGAUAGUGCAGGCUGAGACCCCACCCUACAUCAAAAAAUGUCAAAGGAAUGACCCUAAAUUGGUGGACUGCUUCAUUGGAGCUAUUGAACACCUUAAGCCAUAUUUGGCCAAUGGCAUUCCUGAUAUUCAGCUGCCCUCUGUGGAGCCCUUUAAGAUGGACUCCCUUGCCUUGCAGUUAACAGAGGGUCCCCAGGGGUAUAAGAUCACGUUAAAGAACAUGGAGGCCUUCGGGGCGAGCAACUUUAAGGUUACUUCCCUGAAACUGAGCGAUGGAAGCGAGCCCUUCAAAGCGAAAAUCGUAAUGCCCAAGCUAAAGAUUGAGGCUAAAUACACGAGUUCCGGAGUCCUUCUGAUCCUGCCAGCCUCCGGAGGUGGAGACUUCCACGCUGACUUCGAGGGUGUGAGUGCCGAUCUCACAGGAAAGACAUCCAUUCACGCUUCCAAGGGCGCAAACUACCUCCACAUCGAUGCGCUUAGUUUGGUUCUGGAUGUAAAGGAUGUGAAAAUGAGCAUCUCGGGUGCCUUCAACAACAACCGAAUUCUGUUGGAGGCCACCAAUCUGUUUCUACGGGAAAACUCUCAAGUCGUUUUGGAGGCUAUGCAGGCUCAAUUGCAAAAAAAAUUGGCCAGCGAGUUUGGCAAGCUCGCCAACCAGCUCCUGAAAAACGUUCCUGUAGAGCAAUUUUACGUGGAUUAAACCUCAUUCUUUUAGAUGGUAGUUCGUUAGUCUUAGGGAAUUUGUAUUUAAUUGUAAAUUACACUGCAAUGCUAUGAACCAAGUAUUAAAUUGUAUAUGGUGUAAACUCUGCGCAUUUGUAUGGGGGAGUAAGGGCCUAGAAUACAUGUAUGAACAUAUGUAGAACCAAAGACAUUAUUAUAACGUCUUUGGUAGAACUAUGGAAGCGAGAAUGUUUUUUACACACAAAAGAUCACAUGGAUAUACUUAUCCUGCUAAAUAUUCUUCCAUUUCCAGUAGUCUUAUUGAAAAUAAGUCGUAGUUUCGUAGUUUUUGAUCAGGGUAUACAAAGACAAAUACGAAUACGAAUUGCGUAUUCGUUAGUUAGUACCAAACAGACGCUAUAA
This is a messenger RNA of Drosophila teissieri, 1277 nucleotides long. RefSeq lists its product as uncharacterized. The record is from RefSeq and is a predicted model, not a curated record. Lineage: Eukaryota; Metazoa; Arthropoda; Insecta; Diptera; Drosophilidae. The transcript is spliced from 4 exons. Bases 151 to 891 code for a protein of 246 amino acids.